Saccostrea cuccullata (small rock oyster) is the source of this 5922-nucleotide messenger RNA. RefSeq lists its product as uncharacterized. NCBI's taxonomy places the organism in Eukaryota, Metazoa, Mollusca, Bivalvia, Ostreida, Ostreidae. The transcript has 5 exons. The record is from RefSeq and is a predicted model, not a curated record. The coding region runs from base 422 to 5785 and encodes 1787 amino acids. Gene Ontology annotation, molecular function: protein binding.
GUUUUCCAGCACUUACUAUUCAAGUACAUAUGAUUACAUUAAAUUGUCAAAGACUCAAUUUCCCGUGUAUUUCACGAGAUAUACCCUCUUACGGUCUUCCGAUACGAAAAUAUUUAAAGUGUUCAUCAACUCAUAUAAUUAAAAAGUCCAUGUUUCUUCCUUGUUGUUAGCUAGAAUGAGGUCAUAAACACCACAUUGGUGCUGGGUGAGGUAGUCAUCCACAUCGGCGAGACGGAAUUUUUCAAGGACAUACACGAUCUGUCACCAGGGACGUCACUGAAUGAAUGAAGUGUGACCGUUGUGGUAGGGAAAGGAUCCUGAAAACACGUAGAUUACAGCCAUGUUGGAAAAUCCAUUAUACCAUGCCUGUAUAUAUAAACAAUCAGAGACUCGAUAAUCGAAUACCCUCAACAAACAGAGUAUGUCCGGGACGGACUCCGAACCCGAUGACAAUUUUGUGACACCCGUCGGUUCACCAGACAAAUGGCAAACGGAUUUGCCUGCCAUUGUCCUGAAUAAUGCAGCGUCUGAAGAAAGCCUGGACGUCUUUGAAGAUGUGGAUCACCCAAAGCAAAGCAAACAUAAUCGGAGAGGAUCUUUUUCUACAAAUGACUUACGAAAGAAAACAGAGAAAGAGAAUACCUUACCGAAACACCGUCUGGGUUCCAUUGAUAUCUGUAAGAGCAAUUUUAUAUCUGCUCCACCUUACACCAGCAGGUCAGUGUCUUUAGAUGAUGGCGUCAAGGACCAGAUAUCCGAGACGUAUGAUGUGGACUGGAACGGAGCCACCAGACAAAGGGGCGUGGUCCUCGUGUCAGACGGACAAAAGGAAGGUGAAGUGAUCCAGCAACUGGACGUAAUGGGACUUUACGAAGACAGGAUCCAUAAAGACCAUCUACGUCAUAACUAUGAUGAUUUUAGUCCCCACUCUCCCGUGGUAAUUCAUUCUGCAACCAACGUUAUUCAGGAUUCAUUAGUUUAUCUUAACCAACCAGAGAAAGAAGAGCCGACGUCAAAUUCAAGAGGAAAAUUGUCAUCGCUUCUAAGUAUAUUCAAACAAGAAGACAAAGUUUUUGUGGAAACACGCGCCUUCCAGGAGGCCGAGGAGAUACUAGAAAAUUACUUCCGGGUCAUGUUAACAGGACAACCAGGUGACGGAAAGUCAGCCAUUGCUAAGCAUCUCAUAGUCAAGAAAUAUAGACAAGGCUUCCGUUUUGUUCUCUUAAAUGGAUCAACCGAUUUCGAAUCAGUGAAGUUUGAUGAAAAAAUGCUUUUAUUUUUCGAUGAUAUUUUUGGAGUGACUGUCUUUGACCGAUCUCGAACUGAGGAUAUUCAGAGAAUUUUGUGGCAGCUAGACAAUAUUGUUAUGGAUAGAUGUGGAGAUGUAUUGAUGAUCAUGACGUCACGUACACACAUUCUCCAAGAAGCUAUGAAGGUUUUAAAGAACCCCGAAUUUGUCUCAAAAGUGACCACAGAUCUCGCAGGUCAUUUGAAUGACAGAGAAAAAAUGCAAAUAAUGCGAAAACAUUUCAAGUUUUUCAACAUACAGAGAGAAGAGUCAUUUUUUGAACAAGCGAUUGUACUAUCUCCGAACCAUGGCUUUCCACAUUGUGUUCAAAUGUUUGCUCAGUCUCCAGCGUUGAGAAAAAGAGGUGUUGACUUUUUCAGAUCUCCAAUAGAAUAUUUAAUGCAGAACCUGAAUGUUAUGAAGACAGCGAAACCACUAGAAUUUGCAGUGCUAGUUUAUACUGCAUUAAGAGAUGGUAGAAUAAACAGAUACGUGAGAAAAUUUCCCAAUCAAGAUGCAUUAAGAAUGGAAUUCAUAAAGAAGAUGAUCGGUGUAGAAUCCGUAUUAGACCUUUCCCAAAUACUGUCUUGUAAAUCCGAAGACCUGAGUUUGUUCCUAUCAGACAGCGAAAACAUUAGGAUAUUUCGUCAUCCUAGUAUUCAAGAUGCUGUGACUUUUAUGAUGGGUGAAGAGUCUACAUCUGAUAUCAUCGACAUUUGUUCGUUCGAUUUCAUUUCAGCUAGAAUUAGAACAUCUCGAUACAAAUGCCAGAACAAUGAAAAAAUCAUAUCAGUCCAGCGUCAACACUUUCCAAUUAUUGCUCAAAGACUGGUGGAAGAAAUAAAACAUGGCAAUAUUAGAGAUGUGUGUUUCCAUCAAGCAAUGACCGACCAAGAAUUUGUCUCCGUCUUUUGCAAAGCAUCCACAUUGAGUAAAUGUUUGAAUGGUACAACGACCCAAGCUGAAGCAGAACUGUUGUCAUACGUCCAGUUUGAUACCAUACACAAAUUCUUCGGUUCUCUUCUCUAUUGGUCCUCUGUGGCUAACAACACGUGUCUUACUCAGUCUCUUCUUCAGAUGGAUGGAUUGCAAUGGUUACUUGACAGUGAAAGAGACUGGACGCAAAGGCAACUGAGAGAGUCUUUUAUUUUCACAAUUCUCCAUGGAACAGACGUUGUCUUAGCUAGACACAUAGGUAGAUUAAUUGAUGACAACGUUUCUCAAGGCACAACAAUAUUUACUCAAGAUAUUCUCAAUAUCUUAAAAGAACCGUUGUAUUCACAGAUCUUUUCUGAAGUGUCUUUAAAAUUGUCACCGCUACAAGCGGCUACAUUGAGCAUUGGAUCAGCCUCUCUAGACAUUGGGAAAUUUCUUUUACCAUUUACAAAACAGACGGAUGAUCUUAAGACGUCUUUUUCAAUGGCAAUGAAAUUGCGAAGACAAGACAUUGUUGAAGCAUUUCUAACUCUGACUAAUUUAAGUCUUGACCGUGAAAACAUACUUUGUGCUUUGAGAAAUGGAGAGUUUACAUUUGUUAAAAAAUAUGCCAAAGCUGAUCUCAUUUGGUCAUCAAUGAAAUCAUUCAAUGAUGAAGACAUUAUGACUAUUUUUGCACAAAUCGAUUCACCAGCUUUCCUUGAUAUCUUCGCACAAUUAGAACAAAAGGAACUCAAACGCCUCUAUCGUAAAGGUCUACCUUACGUUAAGAGCGUGGAGGUUGCUUCUGCACUAACACAAACUUUAACCACUGUGGACAUCUCUGAAUCAUCUCUUGAUAUUUUUCAGAAUACUGUGAAUAAAGAUGUCCUAGAGUUUCUCAUAGCUCAAGGAGCUGAUGUUAAUGUUUGUGAUAAGGAAGGUCUAACUCCCCUAUUCCUUGUAAACGACCAUUCGAUCCUCACGAAACUACUAGAAAAUGGCGCCUCAGUCAAUUCUAGAGAGAGCAUAUCGAACAGAAAUGCUUUAAUGCACCAUGGGACCAAUGGAACUCUUUCUUGUUUACUUUUUGAAACAUUUUUGAAACAUGGAACACCAAUGAAAGAAUUUUGCAGCAAAGGCCAGAAUUUACUCAUGCAAAUUAUUAGUUCCUGGAAUGUUAGAAAACACACGGAAGUCAGGAAGAACGAACUACAGCUACUGAAAAUGAUAAUCACAGAAACCGAAGACUUCGAUUUAUGUGAUAAUCAAGGCAAUAAUGUGCUACAUGUAUGUAUGUUAGCUAAUGUGCCUUUAUGUGUCUUUGAGCUUAUCCUAGAGAAGAAGUGCAAAAUCAAUACAAAAAAUCUGGCAGGAUUUGCGCCAAUUCAUCUAGCUGUUAGCUUUGUGUAUACAAAAUCAAAGAAAAAGCAAUGGAAACCAAUUAUGCUAGAACAUCUACAAUGCCUGCUCCGCGCAGGUGCGGAUGUCAACAUACAAAAUAAAGAUGGCGACACAAUUCUGCAUUUGGUGAUGAAAAGUUUCGUCGAUAGGCUUAAUUACUAUGACGAAAGGUUAACAUCUUAUGAGAAACUGAAUGAAGAAAGCAGGUUUACACUGAUAAAUAGUGCAAUAGAUCUUCUUUUGUUGUACAACAUAGAUUUAAACAAACGUAAUGAAGAGAGAUGCACUGCCUUUAAUUUGCUUUCAAAGACACGAUCGAGACGAAGUUUACAGAUAGUUGAGAAAUUUUUGCAUCAUAAAGCAGAAUUUGGAAUGUCAGAAUUCUUAACAAUCUUGGCCAUAUGUUCAAAACAUGAAAACAGUAUUCAUUCAUGGAGUGUAAUGCAAGCAUAUAAGGAAUUUUCUUCCUUGCGUUGGAGAGACGUAUUUGCUAGUAGCCAUUGCGCACGUUGUGAGGACUAUUCGUGUUUCGUACAACUGAUUAAAAGCCAUGAAGCUUCUGAGCACACGGUUAUAGGCACUCUUCAGUCUGUUUCUAGUCUUCAAAUGAACACAAAGGAAAGAAUACUGAAGACAAUCGUUGCAAUUUUGAGCGAGUCUCAUCUGGAAGGGUUAAAAUUAGUUUGUGCUUCAAUAGAUGAUGGUUGCAACUCAUUCGAGAAGUCGGAAUUUGUUUCGGCGCUAUUCUUUGGGAUACUGGCAUAUGUACUCCAUUUCUUUAAUUAUCGAAGAACUUCUAUUAUCAGAAUUCGUGAUGUGGCUUCAAUGAUAAGUCAAGACAUAGAUGUUUUAAUCCUUAUGCUAAGCAAUCAUUCCCAAGUGUGCGAAAACAGACAACUGAAUCUGCUGAUGAACUAUCUGGAAUCUGAUAUGGACGAUGAAACAAUUAUGAAUUCCGUCAUACCAGUGCUUUUACCGGUUAAGUUUGAUGUAGAUACAGAAAUUAAUGACUCUACACUUUUAAUCGGUGCUUUGAAAUCCCCCGUCUCUCGUCAAAAGUUAUUGCAGUUCCUUUGUGAUAAAGGAGCAGACGUCAACAAAUGCAUAGGGACAAAUAAGAAACAAUCUCCUCUCUUAACCGUUCUGAUUAAUGAUAAUAAAAAGGUACAGAAAACACUCACAUACGAUAAUCUGUACAAACGAUUUACAUUUAUUACCUCUGACAAGGAACUUUGUGGAUCCACUCAGCUUCGACUGCUGCUGCAAAAUGGAUUGAACCUUCGAAAGGCACAUACCUUGUUCAAUUACGUUAGUAUAGAAGAUUGCUGUUUGAAGUCACUGAAACUUUUGAUGAGUCAUGGUUUAGCUGCAGAUGAAGGAGACGAUACUGGACAGACGUUGCUACACAAAUUAUGUUCACCCUCGAAUCUCUCCGAGACGGUAAAGAAACCUUUUAACAGGUUGGACAUCUUGCGCCUACUUUUGUCAUUCGAUUGUGAUUUGAAUAGGCAGGAUAAAGAAGGAAACACUCCUGCACAUCUGUUGUCGAUGAGAAGGCACCAAAAUGGCUUAGAAGAGUUAAUCUCAAAAGGAAUAGACAUAAACUUGCAAAACAGGAAAGGCGAGACGUGUCUACAUCUAUCUGCUGAUAAUGCUGCGAGUGUACAGUGUUUAAUUCAGUAUGGGUGUGAUGUUAACCUAACCACCAAAGAAGGUCUUAACGCUUUACACUCCUUUUUCUCUCUGUCAUCGGAAAUUAAAAAGCCGAAAAGGGGUCUAACUCUUGCAAUAGAGAAAAGGUUUCAAGAUAUACAAGGUCUCAGAGUGAUCAAUUUACUGUUGGAUGCUGGGAUUGAUAUCAAUGCGCGGGAAAACCGUGGCAUGACCGUGUGUCAUAUGGCAGCGUACUUCUUUGAUGCAAAAUGGAUAAAUGAGAUAUUUAGACUUCUUAUACGCAGCGGGGCGAAUGUAACAUUACACGAUAAUGAAGGAAAAAGUGCAAUCCAUCACCUUCUUUGUCGUAUGCAAACAUCCAACCAAGAUGUGGUAAAACUGUUGAUGCCCGCCCUAAAAAUCCUGAUCCGCCAUGACUCUAAGUGUUUGGAAGAACUUAAAUUAAGGAGUCAUUCCGAGUCUGACAAUAGUCCAGAAUUAUCAGACCUCUUUAAUAAUUCAUAAAUACAAAGAGUGGUUAAUAUAUAACUUUUAUUGCUGAUUUAUUUUUGUAUUGAAUCAUCAAGUCCUAUUAAUAUUAAAACAAAAUACAAACAUAAAUUGUAUAUGCUUCAUAUGAAAGACAAACUUCGAUUUUGUUU